AUGAGACGAACGCUGGAUUGUCUCCAAAACCCUGCCUAUGAAGAAAACCAUCUCGAUCUGGAAUAUGCAGACGACAUCGUUCUCAUGUUCGAAGAGGAGGAGAAGGCGCAGGUGUUUUUGGAUGCACUGACCAAGGUCAUCUCGUCCUUUGGUAUACACUUUGCACCCACAAAGUGUAAGGUCAUGCCUGUGGACGUGCAGUCACUGAACACGCCACUUACAAUCCAGGGAGAGGUACUGGAAGUUGUGGAGCGUUUGACGUAUCUUGGAAGUUGUAUUAGUUCUGACUGUAGUGUGACAGAUGAGGUGAAUGCACGGAUUUGCAAGGCUCGGGCCGCCUCUGAUAACUUGAGACACCUAUGGCGUCAGAAUGGUUUAUCCCUGAAUCUGAAGGGACGUGUGUAUCAAGCUACAGUACGGGCUGUUUUGUUGUAUGGCUGUGAGACUUGGCCUAUUCGAGCAGCGGACCUGAGACGUCUUCAGGUAAAUAUCCCGUGGUUACAACCUUUGAAGCAUGGGUAUGCGCGGACAUUCCUGGAGGAUUUCGAGAAUGUUGCGGAUGCAGAAGAACUGGAGGCCGAACGCAGUUGGGCUUUGAGCGGUUCGAGGCGACCAGGAUGUGCUGGGAAUGCGACCGACCAUGUUCUUCAUCAGUUUGAAUCAGUGGUUGGAUCGUGUCUGGACGUAAUUGGACGCCAGCAGUUGCUGUGUGACCAAUUCGUCGAAGUUGGGCUCGGACUUCAAACUCAGCCAAGCGUGUAUACACUCAUUUGCAAACUAAUUUGUUUUUUCGAGAGACUCACCUGGAACCCAGCUGAAUCCCUCGCGACUGAAUGUGCUGCACCAGGCCGCCUCAUGUUUCAAGUAGAACAUAAGUUUGACGGGAACCCGGUUGCUGAACAUCCAUCGACAGCCCAUGAUCGGUUUCGCCCUCUUUGGUGCUCAUCAGGUAGGCGCAGUCCCCGGGUUUCCGUCAACCUUAUGUUCUACUUGAAACUAAAUUGCACGAAAUUAGCGAAUAUACACUCAUUGGCAAACUAA
This is a messenger RNA of Opisthorchis viverrini, 1041 nucleotides long. RefSeq lists its product as hypothetical. NCBI's taxonomy places the organism in Eukaryota, Metazoa, Platyhelminthes, Trematoda, Opisthorchiida, Opisthorchiidae. The record is from RefSeq and is a predicted model, not a curated record. The coding region runs from base 1 to 1041 and encodes 346 amino acids. The transcript has 6 exons.